UUAUCUGAUUAUCUCUUUCUAAAUCGAAGAAUACACCAAACAGUCAACACACGCAAACAUGGCUUCAACCAGCACAGGCAACAAUGGAGGACACUCCAAAAUCAAAACCGUUGUCGUUUUGGUUCAGGAGAACCGCUCCUUCGACCACAUCCUUGGUUGGAUGAAGUCCCUCAACCCGGAGAUCGAUGGCGUGACCGGUUCCGAAUCAAAUCCGAUGUCUACCGCCGACCCAAACUCAAACCGAAUUCAAUUUGGAGACCGGUCCGCCAACACUGAUCCAGACCCGGGACACGCCGUCCAGGAUAUCUACGAGCAAAUCUUUGGAGAGCCAUGGAGUGAGUCUUCGGCGGCGAAUAAGUUGCCGCCGACAAUGCAAGGCUUCGUCCAAAAUGCGGUGAGGCAGCCGCCAAAGAACGGCGACGAGGAGCUGCCCCCGAGGACGGAGGCGGUUAUGAAUGGGUUCAGACCAGACCGGGUUCCGGUCUAUGCAGAGUUGGUUAAGGAGUUUGCGGUUUGCGACAGUUGGUUUGCGUCAGUUCCCGCGGCGACGCAACCGAACAGGCUGUACGUACACUCUGCGACGUCGUAUGGAAUGACAAACAACGACACUGGGAAGUUAGUUGGAGGGCUGCCGCAGAAAACGAUAUUUGAUUCGUUGGAUGAGAAUGGAUUCAGUUUUGGGAUUUAUUAUCAGACACUACCCAUCACGCUUUUCUACAGGAAUCUUAGGAAACUAAAAUACAUAGACAACUUCCACCCAUUUGAUUCAUUCAAGAAGCACUGCGAAGAAGGGAAGUUACAAAACUACGUUGUUAUUGAACCAAGAUAUUUUGAUCUUUUAUCCAAUCCAGCGAACGAUGAUCACCCACCCCAUGAUGUGGGAGAGGGACAGAAAUUGGUGAAGGAGGUGUAUGAAGCACUGAGGAGUAGCCCUCAGUGGAAGGAGAUUCUGUUUGUGAUCACAUACGAUGAACAUGGAGGUUUCUAUGAUCAUGUUCCAACUCCUGUUGAAGGAGUUCCUAGCCCUGAUGACAUUGUUGGUCCUGAUCCAUUCAAGUUCAAGUUUGAUAGGCUUGGUGUUAGGGUUCCUGCCAUCAUUAUUUCUCCAUGGAUUGAGCCUGGCACAGUGUUACGCAAUCCUUUGGGACCAUUCCCUACAUCACAGUAUGAACAUUCUUCAAUAGCAGCAACUGUUAAGAAGAUAUACAAGCUACCUCAAUUUCUCACUAAACGUGAUGCAUGGGCUGCAACUUUUGAUUCUCUUUUAACCCUAUCUACACCCCGAGCAGAUUGUCCAGAGAAAUUGCCUGAACCGGCGAAAUUAAGAGAAAUUUGUGUUCAAGAACAAGCGAAGCUGAGCGAAUUUCAGGAAGAAUUGGUACAAAUGGCAGCAACUUUAAAUGGAGAUCACAAAAAAAGCAUCUACCCUAACAAGUUAGUUGAGAACAUGACUGUUUUGGACGCAAUUAAAUAUAUUGAAGAUGCAUUCAAUACCUUCUUAGAUGAGUGUAACAAAGCAAAGCAAAGUGGAGUUGAUGGAUCUCAAAUUGUUGAUUGUGCUGAUAAGAAUAAAUCAACACCACCAAAUUCCAAGAAUUUCUUUCAGAAGUUGUUGUCUUGUAUAGUUUGUGAUCCAUAGCAGUGGCGGAACCAGAAAUUUCAUAA
Molecule: messenger RNA, 1665 nt
Organism: Arachis duranensis
Lineage: Eukaryota; Viridiplantae; Streptophyta; Magnoliopsida; Fabales; Fabaceae
Product: non-specific phospholipase C3
Exons: 4
Coding region: 59-1639 (526 amino acids)
Biological process (GO): phospholipid catabolic process
Molecular function (GO): hydrolase activity, acting on ester bonds
Source: RefSeq, a predicted model, not a curated record